Molecule: messenger RNA, 702 nt
Organism: Acanthosepion pharaonis
Lineage: Eukaryota; Metazoa; Mollusca; Cephalopoda; Sepiida; Sepiidae
Source: the annotation of a GenBank genome assembly
AUGUACAAACUCCCACAUUAUCAAAACUUAACGGUAAAGAAAUUCAGCCUCGUCUCUUUCCCUUCCCAAUAUUCUUUCUUUCACUCUUUCUUUCUUUCUCUCUUUCUUUCUUUCAGUCUUUUCAUAUCUAUCUAUCUAGCUAUCUAUCUAUCUAUCUAUCUAUUCAUAUCUAUAUAUCUAUAUGUGUCUUCUCUCUUUAUAUCUCCCUUCUUAUUCACUUGCUCAUCUAUCUAUCUAUAUCAUUCUGUUUAUAUCUAUCUAUCUAUCUAUCUAUCUAUCUAUCUAUCUAUGUCAUUCUGUUCAUAUCUAUCUAUCUAUCUAUCUAUCUAUCUAUCUAUCUAUCUAUCUAUCUAUCUUACGCCAUUCUGUUCAAAUCUACCUAUCGAUGUUAUUCUGUUCAACUCUAUUUAUCUAUUUCAUUCUGAUCAAACCUAUCUAUCUAUAUUUUUCUUUCUUUCUUUGUUUCUGUCCUCUUUUCAACUUUCUUCUGUUACAAACGAAAGAAUUUUUUGUGCAUUUUCUAAAGCAGAAUGGCAUCAACGAUUUUUCAUCCUGACGCUUCCAACACAGCUAUCACUCUACGCCAUGUUGACUGACAAUCGAUUAGAUAAAACCUAUUCUCGUUUUUCUCCCUCUUCUUUUACGAGUUUCUUUCGUAAAGGCUAUCACCAAGACAGAUUUCUGAGUAAAAUACAUAUUUGA